This is a messenger RNA of Macadamia integrifolia, 2725 nucleotides long. RefSeq names its product metal tolerance protein 4-like. The coding region runs from base 1275 to 2498 and encodes 407 amino acids. The record is from RefSeq and is a predicted model, not a curated record. Gene Ontology annotation, biological process: transmembrane transport; monoatomic cation transport. Gene Ontology annotation, cellular component: membrane. Lineage: Eukaryota; Viridiplantae; Streptophyta; Magnoliopsida; Proteales; Proteaceae. The transcript is spliced from 7 exons. Gene Ontology annotation, molecular function: manganese ion transmembrane transporter activity.
UUGUUAUAUGACCAUUCAUAUUUUUUAUGUAUAGUUUAAUUGAUUUGAACUUACUAAACUUAAGUUAUGUAGAUAGUUUAAUUGAUUUGAGUUUCGUGGGUCAAAGAUCGAGUACCGUAGUAAUUUAGUUAUCUUGCCCAUCUUUGGUUUAAUUAAUUUUAAUUAUGGAAUAUUUUUAUUUGCUAUGCCCAUCUUUGUCUUAUUUUAUUGGUAUUCAUUUUCAUGCAUAUUUAAGAAACAAAUUUAAAGAGGGUUUGUUUAAAGUCCAUUUAAAGUUAAGUAGAUCUAUAGCCCGGUUAAGGCCCGAUUAAAACCUGUUUAUAAUAGCCCGAUUAAAGUCCGAAACUGAUCGACCCAAUUAUUAAUUAUAUAAUAUUUACACUAAUUAAGCCCGUUUAGCUAAACGAGUAUUUACAAUGCAACCCUAGAAAUUGAUCGAGCCCGGCUAAGCCCGACCCGAUGGCUUGACACCCCUACAGUCCCAAUACUGAAUCUAUUGAUACCAAUUGUUACAAUAUUGAUCGCGGGCGAUAUCAAUACUGAUCGCCAUAUCAAUACAGAUCGGUCAAUACAAUCGAUCAAUACUGGUACCUUAAACCGGGGACCUAGUGUAGAUUUCUAUAGACGAGAUGUGACGUGAUGACAUGGCUUUAAUGGAUUAGGACAAAAUCAGUGAAUAACCCUAAAUUAAGACUGGAUUAAACAAUAAAUGAAGCGAAAUCUACUAAAGUAUCCUACCACAAAGAAGAAUAAGAUGAAUUAUAUCAAUGUCCAUACUCUUAUGUAUAAUAUUAAAAAAUAUAUAUAUAUAUAUAUAUCCAUCAUAUAAAAAAAUCGAACAAAUAGAGAUUCCAGCUCUUUUGCUCUCAACGGUCAACAUCGAAGACCAAGCCCUACAUGGUCAUUGAGCAACACGUCAACGCACUCUUCUCCAAAAAGGAAAGUCCACUGAAAAUCAGCUACUCUGGUAGUCUGGUUGGAAAGUUAGAAUUUGAGAGAAGCGCCAACAGGUACAGGGCAGAACAGAGAGGACAUCCACACAUUCAUUCUUUCAUGCCAAAAAAAAAAAACCCUACUCGUUUUCUUCAUAGACGCAUUAGAAAGACUUGGAAUUGAAAUGCAGUUAGUUCCAUUUUCAAUUUCUACGUGAGCUCUGGAACUAAAACAGAUUUUGGUUUUGCACUUCCGAUUUAUUGAUUGAUUGAUCGGUUAGAUAGAUCGAUUGAAUUCUUAGACAAAAAGAAAGAUUAGUUGUGGUUGAAAGUCUGAAACUAAUGGGAGAAAGUUCGGACAUCAAGAAGCCAUUGUUGUCGAAUGAUGGACAAAAGCCCGACGAUAAUCGUCAACCAGUGAAUCGCCGGAACUCGGUGAACGCCAUUAUUGACAGUUUCACUGCCAAUUUGCCCAACAAGCUUAGAUCCGGCAUUGAUCCCGAGGACCCUCUCAACGUUGAUUUAUCUAAAGCCAAAAGCUUAAACCAGGGGGAAAAGGAAUACUAUGAAAAACAAUUUGCAACCCUAAAAUCCUUUGAGGAAGUUGACUCUUUAGAAACAGCCAACAGCAUCGACGAGUUUCAAGACCAUGGACAAGAAGCCAAACAUGAAAGAGCAAUGAAGAUAUCCAAUUAUGCAAAUAUUCUUUUGCUGGCAUGUAAGAUCUAUGCUACAGUAAGGAGUGGGUCAAUUGCUAUUGCAGCUUCUACACUUGAUUCUCUACUGGAUCUUAUGGCUGGUGGAAUUCUUUGGUUCACACACUUGUCAAUGAAAAAUAUAAAUAUCUAUAAAUAUCCAAUUGGAAAGCUGAGGGUGCAACCAGUGGGCAUUAUUAUUUUUGCAGCUGUUAUGGCUACUCUUGGCUUUCAGGUACUGGUGCAGGCUUUAGAACAACUGAUAAAAAAUGAACCUUCAGAAAAGAUGACCUCAGAGCAGCUUGUGUGGUUGUAUGCGAUAAUGCUUUCUGCUACCGUGAUAAAGCUGGGCCUCUGGAUCUAUUGCAGAACCUCAGGAAACAAGAUAGUCCGUGCUUAUGCAAAGGAUCACUAUUUCGAUGUGGUAACAAACGUUGUUGGCUUAGUUGCUGCUGUUCUUGGUGAUAAAUUCUUCUGGUGGAUUGACCCUACUGGUGCUAUUGUUCUUGCAAUUUAUACAAUUUCAAACUGGUCUGGGACUGUACUAGAAAAUGCAGCUUCUCUGGUAGGGCAGUCAGCCCCACCAGAAGUCUUACAGAAAUUGACAUACUUGGUCAUAAGGCACCAUCCUAAAAUCAAGCGCGUUGACACAGUUCGAGCUUACACUUUUGGUGUUCUUUAUUUUGUAGAGGUUGACAUUGAACUUCCCGAAGAUUUGCCACUGAAAGAAGCCCACGCAAUUGGAGAGUCUUUGCAAAUAAAGAUUGAGGAGCUUCCUGAAGUUGAGCGAGCAUUUGUCCACCUUGAUUUUGAGUGUGAUCACAAACCAGAGCACUCUAUUCUUAGCAAGCUUCCUGACAGUCAGCCUUGAAUUUGAACUCAAUGCAAACAACAUGCGCCACACACACAAACACGCCAUUCUAAGUUGCUACUGUGGUUUUUUUUGUUUUUUCUCCGUAAAUGGCUGUUACGAGUGAGGUUCUAGUUAAGAGGACAAGUGGGAUGUAUUGAGGAAACUAAAGAGGAUGUCAAGCCCUCUCCAGAUGGGCUGUAAGAAAUUGUACUUUUGAAUACAAACUUCGAAUUCGUACUGUCUAA